GCGACGUCACUCUCAGUGGACGCAGCACAGGGGGAAAGCGGAGCGGCCACUUUGAUCGGCUCACAUAGGACAGCAGGAAGAGAUGGCACCUGCAAUCACCUGCCGUGUUAUGACCUGGAUGUUUGUGUUCGUGUUGGUUUCCUCUCUCGUCCCGACCGCGGCCUCGGCCGAGCGGACGAAGACGGUGGAGUUCAACGUGAAACCUGGAGGAGUCGUGCACACGUUCAGCCAGAGCAUAAUGGAUUAUGAAUGUUCAUUUACUUAUGCUUCACAAGGGGGAACCAAUGAGCAAUGGCUGAUGAGUGUGGGCCUGAGUGAUGAGGACACUCUGUUUUCCUGUUCUGUCUGGAGGCCUCAGGGGAAAUCAUACUUGUUUUUCACUCAGUUCAAAGCUGAACUGAAGGGAACCAAAAUUGAAUAUGCCAACGCAUAUUCCCAGACUGCCGGGGCAGGACAGAGUGACGUGCCUCUGAGGCCGGACGAAUUCACCAUUGGAGACGCAACAGUGACCCACAAUGACGGCAAGUUCAACGCUCAACUCUCCAAACUGACGGCCAUCGGACGGACACGGCACGACGAGCUGUAACUGGUCAGAAGCCUGACUCGGCUAGGGUCACGUUUUGACCAAUGGGAGCAGCUGGAUGAGCUCUGAGCUGGGCCUCUCUCUUUCAGCUCAGCGGUCAAUGAAGGAAGGAUCUGAAUCCUGACUGACAACCAAAAUUGGACAUAGGAUGAUACUGAUGUUGCCUUUGCAGCACCUUCUGUGUCAGAACAUUAAAUACUGUACCCGGUUAUUCUCUUACCUCAGUAGAUUUAUGCUUCUUGGGAAGAAAAUAAUAAAACUAGGAAGCGUCAGUUGAGUUUCCAGAUUUUUUUUUUUUUUUAACAUAGUGUCCUAGUUAAAAUUCUGCCAUAAGAUAAAGUGCUUCUAUAGUUGUUUCUUACUUUUUGAGGCUAUACGAUUUUCAGUGAAUAAAUCUGCCCUGAUCCACAGGGGACGUAUGUGAAUGUACAGAGGAUUGGUGUGUGGGGGUUUGUUGAGUAUAGAUAACACAUUUAGAGUCAGGAGGGAUUUAUCCUUCUUGUGUAAUCCUGAGAGGAAAGUGAGUAAUCCCCCUGUAUCAUCGUGGCACACACAUAAACAAUUACAUUUUUUUCCUCAAUCUCAUUCCGCUCUGAGCUGCUCUUGAGACGACACCACGGUCUCUUGUCUGUUUAUCUUCAUCUGUUCCAGAUAACUGAAAGCAUCACAUUUGAUUCCCCGAUAUCACAAUUCUGUAUUAUUUGUGAAAACUUAGUGGCUUCAUCAUGUGGAAUUAAGAGAACAUUAAACACGGUCAUGUUUCUGAGCACGCUAAAGGAGUUUUGGAUAAAUAAAAAAUAAAUAAAUAAAAAGCC
Pleuronectes platessa (European plaice) is the source of this 1398-nucleotide messenger RNA. It is a transcript of the gene mydgf, whose product is annotated as myeloid-derived growth factor. The record is from RefSeq and is a predicted model, not a curated record. Bases 83 to 586 code for a protein of 167 amino acids. NCBI's taxonomy places the organism in Eukaryota, Metazoa, Chordata, Actinopteri, Pleuronectiformes, Pleuronectidae. Gene Ontology annotation, biological process: positive regulation of angiogenesis; positive regulation of endothelial cell proliferation. The transcript has 6 exons.